Labrus bergylta (ballan wrasse) is the source of this 2129-nucleotide messenger RNA. RefSeq names its product phosphatidylcholine transfer protein (gene pctp). Gene Ontology annotation, molecular function: phosphatidylcholine binding; phosphatidylcholine intramembrane carrier activity. NCBI's taxonomy places the organism in Eukaryota, Metazoa, Chordata, Actinopteri, Labriformes, Labridae. The record is from RefSeq and is a predicted model, not a curated record.
UGUGUGUGUGUGUGUGUGUGUGUGUGUGUGUGUGUGUGUGUGUGUGUGUGUGUGUGGUUGGUGCGGCAGAGCUGUCAUGUCGCUGCAGUUUACAGAUGCGGAGUUUCAGAGCGCGUGGAGGGAGCUGGAUGAGCCGCAGCUGGAGGGAGGAUGGGAGCUUUUCACGGAGACCAUGGGAGUGAAAAUCUACCGGCUUUAUGACAAGGAAACUGGACUUUAUGAGUACAAAGUCUUUGGUGUGCUUAACACCUGCUCCCCAGAGCUGUGCGCAGAUGUCUACAUGGACCUGAUGUAUCGGAAGAAAUGGGAUGGAUAUGUGAAAGAGCUCUAUGAGAAAGACUUCAGUGGACAGAAUGCGAUCUACUGGGAAGUGAUUUACCCAUUCCCUCUGUCAAACAGAGAUUAUGUGUACAUCAGGGAGCGCAGAGAUCUGGAGGUGGACAGCAGGAAGAUCUCGGUGAUCCUGGCCAGAAGUUCUCCAGAGACAGCGUGCGAAGAGAAGAGAGGAGUCCUGCGAGUCAAAGACUACAAGCAGAGCGUCGCCAUGGAGAGCGAUGGAGCCGGUGGAACUAAAGUUUUCCUAAACUACUUCGACAACCCCGGGGGCAUGAUCCCUACCUGGCUGGUGAACUGGGCAGCUAAGACUGGAGUUCCAGGUUUCUUAACAAACAUGCAAAAGGCCUGCAGCAACUACAGCCAGUACUGCCAGGGGAAAUGAGCAGAGCUAACAGGACGCUGGAACAUGCACAAGGGCUUGAUUUAGUUUUCCUUGUCUUACGUUUGGCAGGUAUUUUAAUGUUGAAUGAUUAAAUGUGACCUUUCUUUAUGGGGUAAAUGUGACACUGUGUGGGCUGCGACUCGUCCUUGUAGCAUGCUGUGGCCUCUUGACUCAGGCAUGAUUUGCAUGACCGGCCACCCUCACUAACAGGCUGGAGGGAAGAAAUCAAUUGUGUGUAUUGUCUUUUAUGUGCAAUCACUAGAAUCUCAAUAAUAAGGAGCUUUUCUUAAAAAAAAACUAUGCAAGCCCUGAAGGGCAAGUGAGAAAAUUUAAAACACAAGCCUAUUCAGGCUUCCGUUUCAAGGCAUAAUAUUUAGGUCCCUGUGAUGUUUUGCCUACAAUCUGAAUGUUGCAAAGGCAUAACGGGGGGGGGGACCAAGUGACCUCACUCUGUACUGUCUUCAGAGGUAGUAACACAGGCACGACAGAGGUAAGAUGGAAUCAGCUUAGCCAGCGAGGGAGCGCAGAGUAGUGCCAUCGUGGAAUCAAUUUGUAACUACAAAGAUGUAAUGACUGCGGAGCUUAGUUACAAUGAUUUAAUUCCUCUGUUUGUGACUUAAGAAAAGGUAAAAAGAAAUGCAUUGCAAGCUUUAUUAUUCUAAGAUUCCAGUUUAGACAAUUUGUUUAAAUUACUGUUUUUCUCUUUUUAACUGGGAAAAUGUGUCAGCAUGCCACAAUCUUCUUUUUAUGUCAGAGAAAACAGUCUUUUUUAGGCAGGUUAAAAAGUUUAAGAGGCUUGUAAUUUUGUUUUUAAGGCUCAAAAAGUUAACACAAACCACUAACCUCCUACAAUAAUUUGUUAAACAAAAUGUUUCAAGAACAUUUUUUCACUUUUGAUGACAUCCAAAACAAUGAAAAGAAAAAAAUAGAUUAGCAGACUUUUUUUAACCAUUUACCCCUCAGGGCUUCCGUAGUUGGGUUUUUUUGUGUGCAUAGGAUUCAAUUGUUUUACCUUGUUUGUAAUCUGUCUGCUGUACAUGUUAAAUGUUAUGGAUGCAAUAUAACUUGAUUUAUGUCUUUAACUUCACACUGGGAUUGUACCUUUUGUCCUCUUCAAUUCACUCGAGCCACUCCUUUAUUACGAGGAAGUGAACAUGACAAAUCUCUACUUUUAAAGGAGUGUUGCCUGUGAAGAUUGUUGGGUGUUUUUUUUUCUAUGCAGAGGAUGUGUUAUUAUCCACUACGCUGGUUUAUUGUGUGUACAUGAAAGAUACAAUAUGUGAGAAAAUACUUUAGUGAUUUAGGCUUUACUUCAAUACCUCUGUAUUUCAGGUGGAUACAAUUUGAACUUUUAAUGAGCUCUAUUACUGUGUAAUACUGCUGAAAUGAAUAAAACUUUACUUUGAAAGUU